Molecule: messenger RNA, 3012 nt
Organism: Hirsutella rhossiliensis
Lineage: Eukaryota; Fungi; Ascomycota; Sordariomycetes; Hypocreales; Ophiocordycipitaceae
Product: e1-E2 ATPase domain-containing protein
Exons: 7
Coding region: 1-3012 (1003 amino acids)
Biological process (GO): manganese ion transport; intracellular calcium ion homeostasis; calcium ion transmembrane transport
Cellular component (GO): plasma membrane; endoplasmic reticulum; Golgi membrane
Molecular function (GO): ATP binding; P-type calcium transporter activity; ATP hydrolysis activity
Source: RefSeq, a predicted model, not a curated record
AUGCAGCUGCUCUGGAAAGGGGGCCAGGCCUCGGCCAACGAGUCUCUCCUCCCCAUGUCCAGCCUUCCCACCAUCGCGGAUCACUCAUCGGACUCCCCCACCACCGACAGAUCGCCCUCCCGGCCGCGACAUGCCCGCACAUCGUCGGCGCAUGCCAAGGGAGUGGCGGACCAAUUCUCCUACAUGACGCCGAGCGAGGCAGCCGCCGAGCUGCGAACCUCGUUGACACUUGGCCUUUCUCCGACCGACGCCCUGACGCGACUCGGCGAGUGCGGCCCAAACGAAAUACCACACGAGCCCCCCGAGCCCCUGUGGCUUCGCUUUGUCAAACAGUUCCAAGAGCCCCUCAUAAUGCUCCUCCUCGUUUCCGCCGGAGCCUCUCUGCUACUGGGCAACAUGGAUGACGCUGUCAGCAUAACCGUCGCCGUCACCAUUGUCGUGACCGUUGGCUUCGUCCAGGAAUACCGAUCCGAGAGGUCAAUAGAGGCCUUGAACCACCUUGUGCCGAACCACGCCCACCUGGUCGGUGGCUCGGGGGCCAAGACUCCGGUGGAUGAAGCACUGGAUGCGGCGUCGUCCAAGGUCAUGGCUGGCCAGCUUGUACCCGGCGACCUGGUCCUCUUCACCACCGGCGACCGCAUCCCUGCUGAUAUUCGCGUCACAAAGGCUUCGGAUCUCAGCAUCGAUGCGUCCAACCUCACCGGAGAGACGGAACCCGUCCGAAUCACGACCGAGUCCCUCGCCCCGGGCGACGGAAACGAGCCCGACAGAGGCGGCGGCGAUUCGCACAACGUUGCAUACAUGGGGACAUUGGUCAAAUCCGGCCAUGGCCAGGGCAUCGUCUUUGCCACUGGCGGCAGCACCCAUUUUGGAACGAUUGCUACGAGUGUCUCUGGCACCGAGAGUCCUCGCUCGCCGCUUCAGCUUUCCAUGGACGAGCUUGGGUCGCAGCUGAGCAAAGCCUCGUUUGCGUUCAUUGGUCUCAUUUCUGUCGUUGGGUGGCUGCAAGGAAAGAAGCUGCUCGAGGUCUUUACCAUUUCCAUUUCGUUGGCUGUUGCUGCCAUCCCCGAAGGGCUACCCAUCAUCGUCACAGUGACUCUGGCCCUCGGAGUGCACAGAAUGGCUCGGCACAAUGCCAUUGUGCGCAGGAUGCCCAAGGUCGAGACCCUGGGCUCGGUGAAUGUGGUCUGCACCGACAAGACAGGUACCCUGACUACGAACCACAUGGCGACCACCGAGAUGUGGUAUUUUGGCGCCGGAGGCGUUGUCGACAUUGCCUCUGACACAGAAACCAUGGAGGCCAAGCUUAGCCAGGCGUCAAUGCGAAUCCUGCGCAUUGGCAACAUUGCCAACAACGCGCGGCUCACUCCGCCCUAUUCCAGAUGGAUCGGCCAGCCGACAGACGUUGCGAUGCUAGACUUGGUUGACAGGUUCAAUGAACAUGACGUGCGGGAGUCGAUUGGCCCUCGCAUCAGCGAGACGCCGUUCAGUUCCGAGCGGAAAUGGAUGGGGGUCACGAUUGGGUCGGAUCCAAGGGGCGACAAGGAGUACGCGUACAUGAAGGGCUCCAUCGAAAAGGUGCUUGCCGCCUGCGACACCUACCUGGAAAAGGACGGCAGGGAAGUUGUGCUCGACUCGAGCCGGCGUGAGGAGGCUCUCGGAGCGGCGGAAACUAUGGCCGCCAAGGGCCUCAGAGUACUCGCCUUUGCGAGUGGCCCCGUCUCGCGUUCUGCAAAAGGUAGGGCGGCAUCGGGCGGCCCGCGGGGAAGCACUCCCGGUCCAGAGCACGGGGCCAGCUCGCCACGCCGGACACCGGAUGAUGCCUACAGCGAUCUCACUUUUGCUGGCUUGGUGGGAAUGAGCGACCCGCCGAGGCCAGGAGUCGCACGGUCCCUUAGGCGGUUGAUGAGGGGCGGUGUCAAAGUAAUCAUGAUUACAGGAGACGCCGAGACGACGGCCCUCGCCAUCGGAAGGCAGCUGGGGAUGAGCAUCGCUGCGCCCAGCGCCCACUCGUCGAGCCAAACAACCGUCAAGCCGGUCCUCAGGGGAGAUGAGGUGGAUCAGAUGUCGGAAGAAGGCCUCGCGCAGGCCUUGCAGCACACGACCAUCUUUGCCCGAACCACCCCGGAUCACAAGCUAAAGAUCAUUCGCGCACUCCAGUCGCGUGGAGAUAUCGUGGCAAUGACUGGGGACGGCGUCAAUGACGCCCCCGCGCUGAAAAAGGCCGACAUUGGUAUUUCCAUGGGUCGCCACGGAACUGACGUGGCCAAGGAGGCAUCCGACAUGAUCCUGACGGACGACGACUUUUCCACCAUCCUACGCGCCAUCGAAGAGGGCAAGGGCAUCUUCAACAACAUCCAAAACUUCUUGACGUUUCAGCUCAGCACGAGUGCCGCGAGCUUAUCUCUCGUCUUCCUUUGCACCUGCUUUGGGUUCAAGACGCCUCUCAAUGCAAUGCAGAUUCUUUGGAUCAACAUCAUCAUGGACGGGCCUCCUGCGCAGUCUCUUGGCGUCGAACGGGUCGACCCGGACGUCAUGAAUCGACCGCCGCGGAGGCGAAACGACGCAGUGCUCACCAAGGCGGUUCUCAUGCGAGUCUUGACGUCGGCAUCCAUCAUCAUGGUCGGCACGAUGCUCGUCUACAGCCACGAGAUGCUGGCGGACGGCCAGGUCACUCGGCGCGAUACAACCAUGACCUUUACUUGCUUCGUCUUUUUCGACAUGUUCAAUGCGCUGGCCUGUCGGUCCGAGUCCAAGUCCAUCUUCCGAGGAGAGGUCGGCUUGUUUGCCAACAACCUGUUCAACUGGGCCGUGUCGCUCAGCGUGGUGUGCCAGUUACUCGUCAUCUAUCUGCCCUGGCUGCAAGAGGUUUUCCAGACCGAGGCCAUUGGGUUCGGUGACUUGUUACGGCUGGUGGUGCUCUGCAGCACUGUAUUCUGGGCGGAUGAAUUGCGCAAGUAUCUGAGAUAUGGGACGCGGCGUUUGGGAAGCGGAUACAGCCAGGCCGUGUGA